AUGGCAUCUGCACGAUCCCUGAUGCGCCUGGGAAGUGGCCGCUCGAUGGCCUCGGCUUCGAGGUCCAUGACCCACCGCGCCUUCUCCUCCUCCGCCCUUCGAUACGCUGCGAAAGCCUCGACACAACCGGGGUCGCCGGAGCCUGAGAACAUGCGCCAAGCGCAACGGCCUCCCCAGGGUCCCCUUCGUGCCCCGGUCCUAAACCCGACCGACAAGUACCAGGACAAGGCCGACGGCCUUCACAAGUACGGACAGUACAUCAUGUCCUGCCUUCCUAAAUACGUCCAGCAGUUCACUGUCUGGAAGGAUGAGCUGACUGUGUACACUCCUCCUGCUGGUGUCGUUCCUCUCAUGAGCUUUUUGAAGAACCACACUUCCGCCGAGUACACUCAAAUUUCCGACAUCACCGCUGUCGAUUUCCCUACCCGUGACCAGCGUUUUGAGGUCGUCUACAACCUUCUCAGUGUCCGAUACAACUCUCGCAUUCGCGUCAAGACCUACGCCGACGAGGCCACCCCCGUUCCUAGUGUCACUGGCCUUUUCGAGGGUGCUCUUUGGUACGAGCGUGAGGUUUACGAUAUGUUCGGUGUCUUCUUCAGCGGUCACCCCGACCUGCGCCGUAUCAUGACCGACUACGGUUUUGAUGGACACCCUCUCCGCAAGGACUUUCCCUUGACAGGUUACACCGAGCUCCGUUAUGAUGAGGAGAAGAAGCGCAUUGUCAUUGAGCCCCUUGAGCUCACUCAGGCUUUCCGCAACUUCGAGAGCGGUUCUACCGCUUGGGAGCCUGUUGGUGCCGGUGAGAACCGGACACCUGAGUCUUUCAAACUCCCUACCCCCAAGCCCGAGCCACCCAAGGAGGAGGAAAAGAAAUAG
Penicillium angulare is the source of this 876-nucleotide messenger RNA. Its product is annotated as complex I 30 kDa subunit family protein. The transcript is spliced from 3 exons. Gene Ontology annotation, molecular function: NADH dehydrogenase (ubiquinone) activity. Bases 1 to 876 code for a protein of 291 amino acids. The record is from RefSeq and is a predicted model, not a curated record. NCBI's taxonomy places the organism in Eukaryota, Fungi, Ascomycota, Eurotiomycetes, Eurotiales, Aspergillaceae.